Messenger RNA from Trichomonas vaginalis G3, 1033 nucleotides. RefSeq names its product kinase-related family. The transcript has a single exon. Lineage: Eukaryota; Parabasalia; Trichomonadida; Trichomonadidae. The record is from RefSeq and is a predicted model, not a curated record. The annotation marks the transcript as partial.
AUGGAACAAGAUGUUAUAAAUUUGAAAAACCAUACUACUCAAUAUAAAGUACUGAAAGAUGAAGAAAUAAAACAAAAAGCCCUGAAGACAUAUAUGGAUAGCGAUGAGUAUAAAAAAGAAGUUGAAGCAAAUGUAAAGGCAGAAAAACUUUUACAGUUGCAAAACCAAACCGUACAGUAUGAAAACUUAGCACAAGAAAGUAAAAAUAACGACGCAGCCAUGCAAAAGGCAAUGAAAAGCGCAGAAUAUAUAAAAGCUAAUAAUGACUGGUUAGAUGCCCAAGCCAACGCUAAAGCAGCCCAACUUAUAGGGUCAAUAAGGACAAAAAUACAAGCGGAUGAAGACAGUUCAAAUGAAGCUUUAAUGAAUGCUGACUUUAAGAACGCCUUCGAAGCUCUUCAUAGUAAGGUGAAACUAGUGAACGACUUCUCAUCUGGAAAGAAACUGAAGUCUGAAGGUUUCGACAACGAGUUAAGAGAAGUAGCACAAAAUAUGACGAAAAUAACAGAUGCAGCAACGAGACAGGCAGUUCAAAGUGCCUAUGACGCCGUUAGAGCAACUGUUGUGGAAAGUCAAGAAAAAGAGUUACAACAGACCAAAACAGACCUAGUAAAUGCUUUCUUAAAAACGAAAAGUCAGGUAGGACAUUAUGCUGCAGAUGGAACAUAUGUGCCAGCUGGUGGAACUUAUAUACCAGCUGGUGGAACUUAUAUACUAGCUAGUGGAACUUAUAUACCACCAAACCCUCCAAGAGAAGCACCUGCACCAGGACUACCUAAAACAUUUACAUCGUCACAUGGACACAGACACAGGCAUGCACCAAAACCAACACAACAACCAACAGUUCAAAAUCCAGCACAACAACCAACAGUUCAAAACACUGCACCACAACCAACAGUUCAAAACACUGCACCACAACCAACAGUUCAAAACACUGCACCACAACCAACAGUUCAAAACACUGCACAGCAACAACCACAAACAGAGCAAGGACAUAAAAGAAGUAGAGAACAAGGAAACCAAGAAUUCUUAA